GUCACACUGACGGUUCUCAGACACGUUUUCACCGUCUGUGCUUCAGAAUUUAAUCUGUGUUUGUUUUAAUCAUGAUGUCGAUCUCAGCUCAGCUCAGCCUAACAGCAGACAUGUGGUAAUCAUUUCACCCUCAUCUCACUGGUGAUAACAUCAGUGUGUGUGUGUGUUGUUCUUUUGGAUGUGGUCACAUGACAUUUGUGCAGCAGGUCGCCGGUUUAAAACGAGGUGCAGCAGCUGUGUUUGGCCUGCGUGUUACAAACUGUGAUAACAUCGUGUCUUUCCUCUUUCAGCCUUCAUGCAUUCCCCUCACCAGCCCGUCUACACGGCCACUAAACACGGAGUCAUUGGCUUCACCAGAGCGAUGGCGGACGCGGCCAUUCAGGGCGACUACGGCGUUCGCAUCCACGCGCUGUGUCCGGCCUUCGUCGACACGCCCCUGCUGCAGUCGGUGGAAGACGAGGACAACAUGGGCAAGUUCGUCAAGUUCAAGGACGACUUCAAACGGAGCAUGAGCAAGUUUGGAGUUCUACAGCCGUCGCUGAUAGCAGAGGGCAUGAUGAGGCUGAUCAUGGACACCAGUCUACACGGAGCGGUGAUGAAGAUCACCUGCUCCAAGGGAAUCCAUUUCCACACCUAUGAGCCCAUGUCGGCCUGAGCUCCACACUCAGGAUUCACAUGCUGAAGGAAGGAUGCAGCGCUCUAACCCGUCUGACUGCAGCUCACCAGAGACGCUCGGGACGCUGCAGGAGCUUCAGUCAGAACUGCGUCUGUUUGGAUCUUUUUUAUUUAAUAAUCGUCUGCAUAACAUGAAAACAGUGAUCAUACAAACAAUAUCCAGCAAGCCAAAGUUACAGAUGAGUUUUUUGGCUAAUAGUUUGUGCGUCACAGGAAACGCUGGACUGUCACUGUGGUCCGCCUCAGAGAUGACGGCUUCUUUGAUUAUUUAAAGAACUGUAACAGUUACUCUUUUACAGCUGGUUCAUGUGACGUGUAAACACAAAUAAAUCAAUAAAUAUGGAGUUUUGAUAACCUUUA
Messenger RNA from Neolamprologus brichardi, 1035 nucleotides. NCBI's taxonomy places the organism in Eukaryota, Metazoa, Chordata, Actinopteri, Cichliformes, Cichlidae. The record is from RefSeq and is a predicted model, not a curated record.